Branchiostoma floridae (Florida lancelet) is the source of this 4427-nucleotide messenger RNA. Its product is annotated as outer dense fiber protein 2-like. The transcript has 23 exons. Bases 309 to 3152 code for a protein of 947 amino acids. Gene Ontology annotation, cellular component: centrosome. Lineage: Eukaryota; Metazoa; Chordata; Leptocardii; Amphioxiformes; Branchiostomatidae. Gene Ontology annotation, biological process: regulation of cilium assembly. The record is from RefSeq and is a predicted model, not a curated record.
AAAUUUGAAUAAUUUCUGCAUAUUCAUGUGACGUUGGGUUCUAUUUUGGUAUAUCCCCAUGAAAGAAGUUGAAAUCCGGAAUUCAAAUUUUGGGAUGAUGACGUCAGGGCAAAAUCGACCAAUCAGCGCGUGUCCUGGGGCGUCCCAGCUGUAGCGGUAAAGAACAACCUCAGGAGGUGUGUAGGAGGGCGUCGGGUGGUGUUUGGGGCCAAAACCGGCCAGUUUGGGGUGUCUUUGGCGCAUUUUUACUGCAGCUGACAUCGCCAAGAAGACUAUCAGGUGUUUAGAAGAGUCCGAACACACCCAAGAUGAUGUCCAGGGAUGACGGGCGCACCUCACCGAUCCACCUGCACGUUGAUGAGGAGACACCUGUUCAUGUGCACGUCAAGAAGGGGAAGAAAUCUGCCACCGCAAAGGCUGUAGAUGGCCGGAUGAAGAGGACGCGGUUCGCCCGAGGCAGCACCUUCGGCGGUCCCGGGAACGUACGCCGGACGUCAUCACGAGUACGUAGCCCUCCCCCACCCUCAUCUCUCGCGCGUAGCCAGAGUCCGCCCGCGAAGGAGCCCUGGGUCCCGGCUCCCGGGAAGUCUACCCGCGGAGGGAAGUUUGCAUGGGAGUACCCCUGGCUCACCCCGCGAACCCGUAGGAAGAUCAGGAGUUUGAAGAAAAAGCCUCGAGAGAGCCUGGACGACUUGUGGUUGUCCUGGAUGAAGAGAAAGGGGUACGGUCUGGAGGUGAGAGGGUCGCGAAACUUGGUGGCAACAAAAACGCACAGCUGGUGGCUUGGUGAUUCCGCUCGUCUUGAGAUCAACCCAGCCGACAGGUCUGCCCUGCGGAGGUCUGACCUGGAGGCUGACCCUGACGACGUGAGGAACGCCGACGCCCGGCAGUACGAGAAACGCAUCGACAGUCUCAUGACAGAGAUGGGCACGCUCAGGAACGAGGCUGAUCUUGUCCGUAAGGAAAGGGAGCUGGACAGGACGAAGGACAAGCUGGACCUAUCCCAGCAUGCCCUGAUGCGGCAGGAAAGCGAGCUGAGGGAAGCGAAGACAGACCUGACAGUGACAGAGCGCGAAAACGAGCGUCUGCGCCGCAGCGUCGAGAGGCUGAAGGAUUCUGUUACCCUCACCAGCUCAGAGAAGUCACGUAUGAGUGCAGAAAGGGACUUGUUGUUGCGGAAGCUGACUCAGGCAGAGAUGGACGGGUCAGCCGCAUCUCAGCAGUUGGAGGAACUACGCUCCACCAUCCGCAGGCUCCGAGAUGACAAGAGGAUGUCAUCUGAAGACUCCAUCGCCCUGGCCAGACAGAAGGACCUUCUGAUGCAGCGUCUGGACGAAUUUGAGUCCACCAAUAGAACCCUGAGGACUCUUCUACAGGACCAGUACAGGAAAGAGGCGGAUGCCUCCCGUAUUGUGGAACAGAAGGAUGUUCUCAUGAGGAGACUAACAGACGUGGAGGCCGACAACGUGUUAAUGCUGGUUGUUGGGCGCCCUGUCAGCUUGCCUCUGUUUCUCUUGCUUUUGCAGCGGUUACGGGACGAUCUUCUGAUGAAGGAACGGAAGCUUGAGGAGUCCCUGGUGAUGCUAGAGGCAGAGCGGGGUAAUGCACGCCAGAUGGGGAAUGUACAGACGUCACUUGAGACGACGAGGGCUCACUUACAGAAGGAGCUACGCACUAAGGAGGCUGAUAACAACAGGAUGGCUGUGCAAAUCAGGGGUUUAGAAAAACAGCUACAACAAGAGAGAAUAGAGCGAGAACACACAUCAGAACUGCUCAUGGGAGCAAAGGAUAAGGCAGAACGGGACAAGGAUGCGCUGAAGAAGGCGACCCGCGUGCAGAAACAGCGAGCGGAACAGAGCGAGAACACAGUGGAGAGACUGAACGCCACCAUCAUGGAGAAGGAAGCCCAGAUCGCUGACCUCCACGCCUCCAUCGGUGAGCUGAAGGCUCAAAACAACCGGCUGACUCAGCAGAGGUCACAGGUCGAGUCAGAGAACGCAGUACUUCAUGGACGUAACAAAGACCUGGAUCGUCAGUUGCGCGACACCGAAGACAGACUGAGAGCAAACACAGACACGCUCACGGAGCGUGUGCAGAGGCAGGCCAAUGAAGUGGCUUCCCUGAAGAUAGACAAUGAGAGACUGCAGAACCAAGUGUCGACGAUGGAGGAUAAACUGAUCACAUCCCAGACGGAUGUCACACAGCUGAAGUCCAGCGUCAGGCAGUACGAAAACCUGGUCACCGAGUACAAACAACAGCCACGUGGAUCUCAGAGGAAGAUGGUGAAAGUUCACGGUCCGCACUGUUACGCUCUUCACGUGAUGAACGCGUCUCAGCGUGAGGCAGAAGCCGCACAUGUCAGACUGGAGAGGACCGAGCUGGAGAGAACACGGCUGCAGGAGGAGAGCACUGGGGAACUCGAGAGGGUUCGCACCCGUCUCCAGCAGAGGCUAGCAGAACUGGAGCCCCUACCCGAGCUGCUGAGGGAGUCGGAGAUUAAGAUCCAAGACAUGACGGACAGGAUCAACGCCUACGAGAAACGGGCCCUGGAGCACACCAAGCUUAUCACUGAGCUUACUGUGAAGGUGGAGGACCAGUCCGGCCAGCUGGAGAGCAACAGGAGUAAGUCCCACGCUGCAGAGGAUGAGAUUCGAGCUCUGCAGACUAAAGUGGAUGCUCUACAAAGGAAGCUAGAAGAGUCUGAUGCACAGAACCGUGACCUGGUGUCGGUGAUUGCCAAGCGAGAGGACACGAUCCACGAGACGCAGGCACGGUGUGACGAACUAGCUCGGGAAAACUCCAGCCUGAGCCGGCAACUGGAGGCAUCGAUACAGGACAUGAGGCGGCAGGCAGAGGAGACUCGGGACAAGGCAUCCAGCAAGGAGCGUUCAGCACAGAACCGUAUCCUGGACCUUGAGGCACAGCUGAGCCGUGUACGAUCCGAGCUGGCCGCGAUCAAGAGACAACGGGAAGAGCACGAGCGAAAGCACCACAGUAAGCUACAGGACCUGACGGACCGGCUGGAGCAGGCCAACACCACCAACCGCAGCAUGCAGAACUACGUCUCGUUCCUCAAGUCUUCCUACGCUAACGUCUUCGGAGACACCGUCCUCACCAGCUCUCCUUACAGAUCCCCCACAGCCAUUUCUUGACGCAUGCCUUGAAGUCUUCCACACGUCUUAUGUCUUAACUUUGAUUUCUCCCUCGAGUCACUGUACGCCAAUGUCUUCGGAGACUCUAUUGUUACCAGUUCACCUUACAGAUCUCCUACAGCACAGCCAUCUCUUGAUGCACGCCUUGAAUUCUUAGUUCCUGACAUCUUAAGAACUGUUUGUCUUGAUGGUGUGAAAUUCUAAUCACUUCGCAAAUCGGUGCUCUUCCAUAAGAAAAUGGCAAUUGGUUGUGUGCACAUGUACACUCAGCAAGAGAUUUUUUUUGCACAGACCUUUGGCCGACUGUUCAGCCAAAUUGUCUUGUAUCAAUUUUCUUUCCUUGACUCAGACUAUACCUAUUAUUUGUAUGUCAUACAGUACAAGGAUCAAGUGACUGGUGUAGUUUUUCAACAUGGAAGAGUUCAUUCAUCAUAAGUCAUUCAUAACAUAUGACAUCAACAGUUAUUUACCGUAGCGAAACGUCAAUACUUUGUACUGAUUUGAUAUUCCAAACUAAGUCAACAUUUGGUCACUGAUUAUUGUUAGUAGUUAGCCAGUCAGUAAGGGAUGUCAAAGACUCAGAUUGAAAAGCAUUUACAGUAAUAUGUUGCUGAGUAUGUCAAUGUCAGAUACAUGUAAAGCGACAGGCCAAAUGUAUUUACUCCCAAAACAGGACAUUUCUAACUCAUCUUUUUUUCAUUUUUUCAUGAAAGAUGAAUUCUUAUUAGAUCUAGAUACAAGAAAUGUUUUCACAUUUUUCGUACCAUUUUGUUAUUGUAAAUAGAGUCGUUCUUCCAAGUGACAUAAAAAUGUGCAGGGUGUUCUUGGUGCAGUUUGUUCACCCACAGACAGGGGGCACUUCUGCACAGUCCAUAAAACGUUGCACGAAGCCAAAUAUAUUGCACUCAAUGCCAAAUAUAACUUAAACAAGUGAAGUUAAGGGAGGUUUUUCUAUGUGUCUAGGACCAAUAGGCAGCUAGUAGUUCGGUAUUAAAGAGGGAACAAUGUACAUAUUUGUAGAAUGAUGUAUUUAUUCAUAUUCUUAAGAAUUGUAUCAAAGUUUGUGCAAACAUAGUGACAUCAUCAGAUCUACAGUGUGCCAGUUGACAUUGUACUGUUUCUUUGCUAUUUGUAUUUCAUGUUAUACAAAAAUUUGGACAUAGUUUGAGCAUACUUCUUGCAUGUUUAGUAAGAUCUGUUCCGAUGUUGUAUACGACAGUGCAUUACAAAAUAAAUAUGUUGUCACAUGUAUAUGUUAUAUAGUACUGCAGGCUU